Brassica rapa (field mustard) is the source of this 2428-nucleotide messenger RNA. Its product is annotated as protein NUCLEAR FUSION DEFECTIVE 4. Gene Ontology annotation, cellular component: membrane. The record is from RefSeq and is a predicted model, not a curated record. NCBI's taxonomy places the organism in Eukaryota, Viridiplantae, Streptophyta, Magnoliopsida, Brassicales, Brassicaceae.
AAAUAUCAAUUAUUCAAAUAAGGAGAGAGUAUGAAAUAUAGUGAAAUGAAAAAGUACAACUUCUAGUAAUAUCACACAUGAAUUAACAGCUUCCAUUAGGCUUUUCUUUGAUAGACAGAGAGAGAGGGGCUGCUGGAAAGAUCAAUUUGGGCUCUAGAAUUUUAUAAAAUACAAAAUUAGGUCCAUGAAGUUGGACUCAGUCUCAGCCUCAACCGCUUUAGAGCAUGAUUAACCCGGAUUCUUAAUUUGGGAUUCUUAACUCAUGAUUUGACACUUUUUUUUUUACUUUUCGGCUAAGAACUGGCUCAUAUCUCUUAUUUAAGAGAGGGUUUUUAGUUUUUUUAGUUAAAAGUUAAGAAACGGUUCUUAACCGAAACUAAGAAUCCCACCCAUCCGGGUUAAGAAACUCAUAAAAGUCUGUAGUUUGAUGGGAAAAGCAGCAGCAGCAGCAGAAAAUCAUCAUGGAUCUUUCCUCCUCUACUAUCAAUUCACAUGACCAUGGCGAUGAACAUCACCAGAAGAUGAUAUUUUCCGCAGCUAUGGCUUUCACCCUAUUUGUCCUAUCCCCACCGUUUAUUUGUCUCACUCCGCUUUAGAUCUCGCCGCAUCUAAGGUUUCAUCUCUAUGCUCUAACAAGGGAGGCAAAGAUUGUGAGCCUAGGACCAAAUGAAACCACCAAAGAGGACAACUAGGGCGAAGGAGGAGGAUGUUGUGCAAUCUCCGCCUUCUAUGCUCCAAUGGUGGCGUAGAUGGACGGUGUUGGUGGCGGCCAUCUGGAUUCAAGCCUUCACGGGCACCAACUUCGAUUUCUCCGCCUACUCCUCCGACAUGAAGUCGUCCAUGGGCGUUUCUCAGUCGCGCCUCAACUACAUGGCUGUCGCUUCUGAUUUAGGCAAAGCAUUGGGCUGGUCUUCCGGUUUCGCCGUUGCCUAUUUCCCUGUCUCCGCCGUCCUAUUCUCCGCCGCUGCUAUGGGUCUUGUCGGCUACGGCGUCCAGUGGUUAUCCAUCGCGGCCGACGUCAUCGAUCUCCCCUACUCUCUGGUUCUGGUAUGCUGCUCGUUAGCUGGAUUAAGCAUCUGCUGGUUCAACACCGUCUGCUUCGUCCUCUGCGUUCGACACUUUGAAUCCAACCAUUCCCUCGCCUUGUCUCUCGUCGUGAGUUUCAAUGGGAUCAGUGCUGCCUUGUACACGCUUGGCCAUGAAGUCAUCAGUGGGAAAUCAUCAGCAAGCUCUGACAUCUACCUUCUCCUUAACUCUCUCAUCCCUUUAUUCGUCUCUCUUUUAGCCCUCUGGCCUGUCCUUACUAACCCUAACUCCUCUGAAUCCCAUGCUAGUAACCGGACCCGUGAUGAAACCCGAAUCUUCAUCGUCUUCAAUGUCUUAGCCCUAAUCACAUGCUUUUACCUUCUCUUGCCUUCCUUAGACACCUACUUGGCUUCAUCACCUCUUUGGCAUUUCCUCGGUGCCAUUUGCCUUCUCCUUUUCCCAUUGUGCGUCCCCUUUCUCGACUAUAUUUACCGUGCUCUCCCCUCCUAUUUCCACCAUCACAGCUCUGGCUAUGCGGUGGUUAACAUAGAGGAGCCCAAGAUCCCAAAAAGCGGGCGCUUGGACCAUGAGGAGAUUAAAUCAUAUGAUGAAUGUAAUACAGUGGGACGCUUAGGAGAUGAACACUCUCUUGGAAUGUUGGUUCGUAGCCUGGAGUUUUGGCUAUACUACUUAGCGUAUUUCUGCGGGGGGACCAUUGGUCUUGUCUACAGCAACAACUUAGGUCAGAUCGCUCAGUCUCUAGGACAGAGCAGCUCAAACGCAAAAUCCUUAGUGACACUCUUCUCUGCCUUCUCCUUUUUGGGAAGGUUGCUCUCCUCUGCACCUGACUUCACACGCAAGAAACUAGACUACCUGACAAGAACAGGCUGGUUCACCAUUUCGCUGCUUCCAACACCUUUGGCCUUCUUCAUCCUCGCGUAUUCAUCCAAGACCGCGCUGCUACAGGUUGCGACCGCACUUAUAGGGUUAAGUUCAGGGUUUGUUUUCGCGGCAGCGGUUUCAGUAACUUCCGACCUCUUUGGACGCAACAGCGUUGGUGUAAACCAGAACAUACUCAUCACAAACAUUCCCAUCGGAUCGCUCUUCUACGGAUACAUGGCUGGUUCUGUCUAUGACAAGCACGCAACACCAUCUGUCGUGUCGGACACGCUUGUUUGCGUGGGAAGAAGGUGUUAUUUUGCAACGUUCUUGUUUUGGGGUUGUUUGUCUGUUGUUGGAUUAGUAUGUAGCUUGAUACUGUUUAUUAGAACCAGACCAGUUUACCACCGGUUAGCACAAAACCGAUAUUAAACCGGUGUAGUAUCAGGCUGCUUUUAGAUUGAUGGGAUGUUGUAAAAAUGCUCUAUUUUCUUAAAGAAUGACAACAGAUUUUUACAUUUAA